This is a messenger RNA of Dreissena polymorpha, 2152 nucleotides long. RefSeq names its product protein phosphatase 1H-like. Gene Ontology annotation, molecular function: cation binding; protein serine/threonine phosphatase activity. The record is from RefSeq and is a predicted model, not a curated record. The transcript has 11 exons. Gene Ontology annotation, biological process: protein dephosphorylation. Bases 150 to 1700 code for a protein of 516 amino acids. NCBI's taxonomy places the organism in Eukaryota, Metazoa, Mollusca, Bivalvia, Myida, Dreissenidae.
GUUCAUUUUUUAUUGCGGUAAGAAAAACCUACUUUCACUUCCGUGUUUACAACUCAACUGUCAUACAAACCAUUGUGAAUUAUUAAAAAGAAUAUUGAAAUCAUGUAGAUCAAACGGUUCAUCUUUUGAAUCCGCACCUUUUUGAAAGGAUGCUGGCGCGAUUUAAAGACGCAGCGAUGAGUGCUAUUGCUAAAAGGUCGGUGGCGGAAAAAAUGCUGGCAGACACCCAAGAGGAAAGUGCAAGGAAUAACUUCAUCUCAGGCCUAGCAUCAGGCCCACCAAAGCCAGAGAAAUUCCCCUAUGGACGUCCAUAUUUUCUCAGUCUGGACAAAGAAGAAGUGCAGUCGGCCAUAGACUUUGGGACGCGGCCAAUCAUCAUUCCAAGGAAGGUCUAUGAUAUGCCCUUGGUGUCGGGCUAUGCAGAGUGUCUGAAUGGAGGCAAAAGCAGUUGUAAUGAGGACAAUAGCUAUGCUUGUGAGAUGCAUAUCAAGCCAAAGAGCAGUCAAAACGGCAAAACACUGACAAGAUCAAAGACUGUAAUGCAGCCUAUGCAGGAAAUUGCAAAAAUGGCACCAUGUAUAGAAGCUGUAUAUUUUGGUAUGUUUGAUGGACAUGCAGGCUACCAGACCUCAUUGAUCGUAUCACGGCAACUGCACAGUAUAUUGCAGGACCUGUUAUCAGAGUGUGUGGACCGCCUAGUUGCUAUGCGGGCCAGUGCUGGAAAAGAGACCCUAGAGACUGAGCCCAUUACACUGGGGUUCAGUAGGGUCACUGAUGAUGACCUCAUAGUGGGGGCACUGGAAGAGGCAUUCCAGCUGAUGGAUCAAAGGCUGAAGAAGGACGGUGAAAAGUUCAAUGUGAGAGGGGGAUGUACAGCCAUAGUCGCUUUAUUUGUAAACGGAAAACUGUAUGUUGCCAAUGCAGGGGAUAGUAGAGCAGUGCUUUUACAUGGAACCACUGUCAAACAGGUGUCUACAGAUUUCACCCCAGAAAAAGAGAAGCAGAGAAUCCAUUUAAAGGGCUUUACAAAUCCAGAACUGCUGCACAAUGAGUUCUGCUCACUUGAGUUCCAAAGACGGGUGGCGAAAUCUGACAUUGGAUCUCGAAUGUUAUGUAGGGUGCCUGGCACUACUGGAUGGAAAUUCAAGACGAUUGAUGAAGAUGACACCAAGUUCCCACUUGUGAUAGGGCAUGGGAAGAAUGCACGCAUAAUGGGGACUAUUGGCGUGUCAAGGGGCCUUGGGGACCAUGAUCUGUAUAUCUAUGAAUCUGACAUCUCCAUCAAACCAUUCCUCUCCUGCGUUCCAGAGGUUAAGGUAAUAGAUCUCAGGGAAGAAAAGUAUGACCAGACGGACGUAUUAAUAAUGGCAACAGAUGGAUUGUGGGACGUUGUUACAAAUGCGAGAGCUGCAGAAAUCGUUCGUAAUGAGCUGCAAAAAUCUAAAGAGCUACAUGAAAAUGGUCAAAAUGGGCCCCAGAAGAUCAAAGAUUUGGAAAAAACAAAAUAUAUUAUUGCGGCCCAACGUUUGGUGAUGGAGGCGCGUGGAACUUUCACAGGACAGGGCUGGAAGAAGAGCAGUGGAGAGAAUGCCUCGUUUGACGAUAUCAGCACGUUUGUGAUACCUCUCAAGAAAUACCAGGAUAUUUGGAGAAACAAAUGUGCCUUUGAGAACUCUAUCGAGGCAGCACUGAGGAGCUGAUAGCAAGAGCAGCCUUAUAAGAGUGAAGAAUUGUGUCUUGUUCUGAGAAAACUGGGCAUAAGGAAUGUGCGUAAAGUGUCGUCCCAGAUUAGCCUGUGCAGUCUGCACAGGCUAAUCAGGUACAACACUUUCCGCUUUAACUAGAUUUUCGGUAUAAAGGGACUUCCUUUUAACGAAAAAUACCAUUAAAGCGGAAAGUGUCGUCCCUGAUUAGCCUGUGCGGACUGCACAGGCUAAUCUGGGAUGACACUUUACGCACAUGCAUUAUGCCCAGUUUUCUCAGAACAAGACACAAAUUUAUCUAAUUUAUUGAAGUAACACUUCAAGGACUGUUGUCCUUUGUUUAAGAUACACUGUUUGACUUUGUAAAGAAAGUAUUAUGGAAAGCCAUCCAUGGUUUCUGAUGGGGUCAGAUGUUGUUUUUUUAAUAUUCUAAUAAAUGUUUACAAUAA